Zootoca vivipara (common lizard) is the source of this 9470-nucleotide messenger RNA. RefSeq names its product serine/threonine kinase 4 (gene STK4). Gene Ontology annotation, biological process: signal transduction; protein tetramerization; protein phosphorylation. The record is from RefSeq and is a predicted model, not a curated record. Gene Ontology annotation, molecular function: protein serine/threonine kinase activity; ATP binding. Gene Ontology annotation, cellular component: cytoplasm. NCBI's taxonomy places the organism in Eukaryota, Metazoa, Chordata, Lepidosauria, Squamata, Lacertidae.
CAGCGCGAGCGGGCAGAGCAGAAGGAGGGCGGCGGAGAUGGAGCGGCCGUGAGGAGGGGGAAAGCGCGCGCGCGCCCACCCACCCUCGCCAUCCCGGUCAGGCGGCGGCGACUUUCGUCAGGCGGCCAUGGAGACUGUGCAGCUGCGCCACCCGCGCCGGCAGCUAAGGAAAUUAGAUGAAGAUAGCCUGACGAAACAACCCGAAGAAGUAUUCGAUGUGCUAGAAAAACUCGGAGAAGGGUCCUAUGGCAGCGUUUUCAAAGCUAUCCAUAAAGAAACAGGCCAGGUUGUUGCAAUUAAGCAAGUUCCCGUUGAAUCUGACUUGCAGGAGAUCAUUAAAGAGAUAUCCAUAAUGCAACAAUGUGAUAGUCCUCAUGUAGUCAAAUACUAUGGCAGCUAUUUUAAGAACACGGACCUCUGGAUUGUCAUGGAAUAUUGCGGUGCCGGAUCUGUGUCUGAUAUUAUUCGACUGCGAAAUAAAACGUUGAUGGAAGAUGAAAUCGCUACAAUAAUACAAUCAACACUCAAAGGGCUGGAAUACCUCCAUUUCAUGAGGAAAAUACACCGUGACAUCAAAGCUGGCAAUAUACUACUCAAUACAGAAGGGCAUGCUAAACUUGCGGAUUUUGGGGUAGCAGGCCAACUCACAGACACCAUGGCAAAAAGGAACACUGUGAUAGGAACUCCUUUUUGGAUGGCACCUGAAGUGAUCCAAGAAAUCGGAUACAAUUGUCUAGCGGACAUCUGGUCUCUGGGCAUUACUGCCAUUGAAAUGGCGGAAGGAAAACCACCAUAUGCCGAUAUUCACCCGAUGCGGGCAAUUUUCAUGAUUCCAACGAAUCCACCUCCAACAUUCCGGAAGCCGGAAGUCUGGUCAGACGAAUUCACAGACUUUGUAAAGCAGUGUCUUGUGAAGUGUCCAGAAAAAAGAGCCACUGCCACACAGCUGCUUCAGCAUCCAUUUGUAAAAAAUGCCAAAGGAGUUUUCAUCCUACGAGACCUGAUUAAUGAAGCAAUGGAUAUUAAACUGAAAAUUCAGGAAGCUCAACAGCGUGAGAUGUAUCAUGAUGAUGAAGAAAAUUCAGAAGAAGAUGAAACUGAUUCUAGGACCAUGGUGCGGGCACAGGGACAACAGACUGGUACAAUCAGAGCUGCUUGUGGAACAAGUGAUGAUACCAUGAUAGAAUACAAUGACACCUUAGAGUCACAACUGGGAACAAUGGUCAUAAAUGCUGAAGAUGAAGACGAUGAGAGUACAAUGAAGAGAAGGGAUGAAACAAUGGAGUCUGUCAGACCAUCUUUCCUUGAUUAUUUUGAGCAAAAAGAAAAAGAGAAUCGGAGAAACAACUAUGGAAGGAAUGUACCAGAAAGAUAUUCCUCCGAUUGGAGAGUUCCUCAGGAUGGUGAUUAUGAAUUCCUGAGAAACUGGACUGUUGAAGAACUUCAAAGAAGACUCGGGGCACUUGACCCCAUGAUGGAGCAGGAGAUAGAAGAAGUUCGCCAAAGGUAUCAGUCGAAACGGCAGCCUAUUCUUGAUGCCAUUGAAGCAAAGAAGAGACGCCAGCAGAACUUCUAAGGAAAGCCUGCCAGUAGAAUCCAUCAUCCCUAACAAUAAACUGUGUUUCUAUGACUACUGUGUAGGUGGAUUUCUAUUUUAAAUGGUCCGGUUUUCACAUGACACUAGGCCAAACCAUAGCUUAGCAUGAACAAAUUCCCAGAGAGGAGAUGGUGGCUGUGUUCCUACUCUGGUCAAUCUGCUGGGCUGCACCGAGCAAAGCCAUGAUUUGUCCUCUGAACCCAGUCUUGUGAUUUAGCUCUCACAGACAAACCACAUGCUAUAACCAAGGUUUGUCCUAUGAUUUGGAGAGAGCUAAGCCAUGAGCCCAGGUUCAGAGGACGCACUAAAUCAAAUCGCAGCUUAACUCAAUGCAGUGCAACAGCAACAUGACCAGGGAGGAGCAAAAUGCCUGCUUUGUGUUAAGCCAUGGCCUGGCCUAGCGUUGUGUGCAAACGAUGGCAAUGUGUUAGCAAAGCAAGCCAGUGGCUGCUUCCUCCACUUACUGUAGCACCUUUUCAAACUCAGGAAUGCCAUUAUGUGAGUCCUCAUGAACAGAUUAUGCUUGUGUUUCAGUGUUAGAUGUGUUCUGAAUAGAUUGCAUGUUGCUUCAGAAAAGUCCUGUUACUUUUGGAGCAUAUGGAGGAACAGUUGGAAACAGACUAAAAGAAUGUUGGUGCUCAGAUGGCCAGUUAGUCUCUCAGGCCUGUUUUCUGCCUUGUGGGUUUAUCUCAUACUAUGGUGUAAGGCUGCCUUGUUGGUUCAUGAAGAAAACAAAGUAGUUAAAACACUUGUCUUUUAUUGGAUGCACUUAGGUUGGACUGCAAGGAUGCAAACGUAUGCUUCUUUUUGUGAAACUCCUAAGUGCUUGUGAAACCAGAAACCUUGCACACUUGUCUGUUCGCCUAAUUUGGCCCAAUAAAAGAUGCAUAGCUUAACUUCCGUAUCUUCUUUAUGCAGCAACCACUUUGUAUUAAACUGCUCCCUCUUUAAACUUCCCCCUGUUACUGUUUAAUGGUACUCUGGAAAUAGGUUUUUAAAACAAAAGUGAUUCACUGGCAAAAAUAUGCAACCUGCUUCAGCGUUUGAAAAGGAAUAUAAACUCUUUUUGUCCCUUCCAAAAGCCUCUAAAAGUCCCAUGCCUUACAUUCCCCCUUUUAAAGCAUUGAAUUUCAGGCUUAUAUUUAUAUCCUUUCCACUGUUUAUGAGUGAAUGCGGAUAACGUUUGAGUGAUUUCUUGGUAUUUUUUAAAUAUAUUAAUGUGAAACCAACCCAUCACUCAAGAGAACGUGAAUCCUACUUUGUAUUUCUUCAGAAUUCCUUGCAGCAGAGGAAUGUCAAAGUACUUGCAACUCAGGAAAUUAGGAACUCUCUUGAGAUAAUGAGAGGUUUGAAAUAUUUAAGGAAUUGUGAAUGUUUAUGGGCUUUGCUAUUUUGAGCUUAAUUUGUUUGAGGCUUGCAAUAUUAGUUUUGAAUUUUAAACUAGAACGUGUUUUUCUGUUUAUUUGGAAAGGUUAAGAAUGUCAGUUAAGAUUAAAAUAACAAUCUGUUGGCUCAAAAGAAUAAUUUCAAAAUGCCCUUUUAGAAAAAGCUUGAUGUGUCAAGCUUAAUAAAGCAAUUUCAUUCAUUUCUAAGCAGCGGGAUUCCUGCUAAAAUAAAGUGUGCGAGAGUCUGAUGCUCUGUGCAGUUCUCACUUGUUGCUGUUGGAUUUGCACAAGAGAAAUUUAUGAUGGAAUGUGCCUGUGAUUAUUGGCCUCCCCAGGUUUCACAAGUAUCAGAACACAAUGACCAAGCUCUGUAAAAAGGCCUGUUGCUUCAACGUGUGAAUUAAGGGAGCACGAGAGUCUUCCAGUCCAACAGCAGCCCCACUGUGCCUCAUAAAUUGCUCCUCAGAGGGUCCCAUGACCUUCAGAGGGUGCAUAGGAAGUGGGUAGCUAAAAUGUCACAUUUGUGACUGGAAGGCGACAUGCCUGUUGCAUCCUAUGGCCGUUAAUGCUGUGCUCUAGUUGCACCGUAGGCCAUGCAUUAUUUUGCAUGUGGUGAGUGUGACCUGAAUCAAGUUUACGUUUCAUGAGCUAGUGGGGAAUGGUGAAGUCAUCCAAGCCCUUUCUGCUGCUGAAGGAAGUUUGUCAUCAUUAUAAGCAGAGCCCAAGCUCUUUUCAAAAAUAUAGGGAAGCAUUGCUGUUAAGACUACCUGCUGCAGAGCAGUAGUUUGAUUGCCAGUGUUUCUUUUUCUAACGACCUGGCCAAGGAUAUAUUAGGCUUAGCCCGGAUCAGGGAUGGGGAGCCUCUGGCCCCUCCACAUGUUGUUGUGACUCCCAACACGCAAGGACGCUGGGAGCCAGUGCCCAGGGAUGAUGGGAGUUGUAGUCCAGUAGCAGCUGGAGGGCCACAGGUUCCCCAUCACUGCCCUGGAGGGGGGGAAGCCCUACCUGCAGAUAUUAGCAAACCAGUUGUACAAGUUCAGUGACAGAAAGAGAAGUAUUAAAAUAAAUCAAAGUAAUUAUGUUCCCUGUAAAGCCAUGCUGAUCAGCUACUCUUCAAGUAUGUACAGUUUGCAACGCAAGCUAACCUUUUGAAAGACUCGUCUUUGUUAAUGGUUCUAGCAAAUAGAAAUCUGCCAUGAAAGGCUAGAAAGCCAGUCAUUUGCAAUUUAACUAUGGAGGUGCAAGCAAAGGGGUAAAGUGAGGGGAUGCUACCUGCAGCAGAAAUGUACUUCAUUUACUGCGCAAGUAAAUUUAUUUUGCACACACACCCCCAUCUACUGUUUCCUUGCUUUAAAUGCAAUUUCCGACUGUGUGAAUCAGGUGGGAGGACCUUUCUCAGUAAUCUGUGAAGCCAGAUGGCUGCUAAAGUGGGUGCCUUGUGCCUCUGGCUAUGAUGCCUACCCCACAGUAUGACACAUUCAGGUAUUUAGGUGACUAACUUGCUCUCACAUAAAGGAGAUGGUCCUUUAGCUGGGAAUCUUUACCUUUACAAUAUGUGCCAUGGUAGCAGGGAAAUACAUGUGUUUGGGAUGUCUUGUCUGCAACCAGCCAGGCUCUUAACGAGUCUCCUAAUAUUACUAUUUUUGUUGUGGAAGCAAGUGAACGAAAAGCACAGCAGUCUCAGUAACAUAGUCUUCACCUCUUCUCUCCCCCCCCCCCCCCGGCACCAUCUAAAAGAUAUGAGAAUGAAUUGCUGGAUUCCUGCUAUUGUAGUUCAGCACACCAGCAAGCCAUCUUCAGUAAAUUCAGCCUAAUCAAAGACUCCAGCUCUCAUUUUGAAUUCUUCUACAGGAAUAUAUCACUUCAUCUAUCACCCAGAUUGUAAUUUUAGGGACUUCUUCUGAAAGAAUGCUGUCCAGAGCAAAACAGUGUUUAAAGCAAGGUAUUCAUAUACUUAUGAAAUCUCAUUCUUAUGGUUGAUGGGUCCAUAAACACAGCUUGAAGCAUUCCCGAUAAGCUGCCAUCUUUUCUUCCCACCACCCUAAAUCAAAUGUUUGUUGUCGGUUCUGUGAGAGACUUAAAUGUGAAGUUAGUCGCUUUAAUGUUUUGUAAUGAAGUUAGCACAUCAUACCCAAUGUAACUUGAAAUUUCUCUUUUGUAGAGAUUUGUCUGGUUUGUACAUAUUAGAAACCUUAGUUUGUAUAUGUAUGAAAGCAACUUUUUUAUUACAUGUUCCUUUUGAGUAUGAUACAGGAAGUUCUUUGUUUUGAGUUUUAAACACCUUGCCUUAUUUGUUUAAUAGAACAAAAUAAACUGUUCCAAUAAAAAGAAGUUUGGUUUUUAUGGUUUACCAGUAAAAGAUACAGAUGUGAUCUAAGUGUAUGAUAACUGAUGUUUCCACGGAACAGGAUCUACUGGAAGAUAUUGGGAUGAUUUGCAGUACAUUUGCAGAGUUUGUUGAUUCUCAGUUGUUUAAUGAUAGGAGCAAGAGUAACAAAAUUGAUCUACUGAAAUGAGGAAAGCUUGGAAUGACCAGGGGUGAAUGUUUUUGUGAAAGGACUGUGAGUUCCAAUUAGUUCCAGUACUGAAAACAAAAUUCCUCAGUUCAAGAUAGUUUAAGGCUAAAGCUGUGUUUCUUGCACUUAUUUCUAAUUGGUAGAUUCUAAUUGGAGAUCCUGCAAGCCUUAAGUCUAUUACCACCUAGUGACUAAAAUGUGCAUUGACACUUGCCAUACAAUAUGUAUGUCUACUCAGAAGUAAGUCUCACUGACUUCAGUGAGGCCUACUCACAGAUAAGUGUGUAUCAAAAUCUAUACAGUUGUACCUUGGAUCCCGAACACUGCAAACCCGUAUUCCGGUUUGCAAAUGUUCUUUGGAACCCAAACAUCUGACACGGCUUCUUUGGCUUCUGAUUGGCUGCAGGAGUUUCCUGCAGCUAGUCAGAAGCCAUGCCUUGGUUUCCGAAUGUUUUGGAAGUCGAAUGGACUUCCAGAAUGGAUUCCAUUAGACUUCCAAGGUACCACUGUAUCUCGGUCCAUGUUCAUUACCUUAACUUCUCAAUGGAAGGCUCACUUGUGUUCCAGGAGGAUGGAUUCAAAGACUGUCAAGAAGACAUUCCAGAGCUCUUUCCCAUUUGACUUUAUUGCAGCUAGUUUGCAAGGAGCAAUUCAAGGACACUGUCAGUCAGCAUCUGAGCAGCCAGCCAGCAACUAAAUACCUCCAAAGAAAAACUGGGAAGAGAGAGAGGCAUGCUUGCAUGUUCUGGUGUGUCAGGAUGUGAAUGAGAGCAAAGCAUUUCUAGACCAAACAUCUCACCAAAACAGCCUCCAGCUUCAACUGUGCUUUGCUGAACAAAAAGACCUGCAGGCAUUUGAAGAUUGUUUUGUGCAAACUAUUGGGUUGUAGCAAUCUGCAAAAUUGGCAGGCAUUAGCCAUAUGAAUAGGGAGACCAUGCAUACAGAGGGCAGUCUUCUAUUUGAAGGGCCAUCAGAGGACAGACAUCUCCUUGAAUACAUCUUCUGGUUGAAGUGUUGCCCAUUCCAAGGCUGGUUCAAAGAUACAGAACUCUUGUAAGGAGAGAGCAGCAGGCAAGGCAGGAUUGAGGUGUUUGGGAGUUGUGGUGCAAUUCCCCAUAUAGGGUCUCCUUCUCCCAGAAGCAGAACACAUGGAAUAAGGUAUCACAAAAUAAGUCAUGUAGUGUUUUUUUAAAAAGUUACAGCAUAAUCUUUUGUGGACUAACAAAAAAUUAUUGGACCUGUAGAGGCUCAAAAAUUUCAUCGAACUUGAUUUGAAAAACCUCUUGAGCAUGUGUAGUUUCACGUUUUAAAAUCACUUUCACUUAAGUCAUUGUUUUUGCUAACUUCAUCCCUUGGGCCGGUCACCAACUCUCAGCCUGGUCUACUGCCCAUGGCUGUUGUGGAGAUAUAUAGGGAGCAAUUUGUGCUUGUAGGCAUCAAAUUUUUGUUCCUUGAACCAGUGUUGCAUUUUUGUACUAUGAAGCACCGUGUUUUAAUGUUCCCUUCUGCCCAAAUUAGCACAGCUAAUUGGCUUCAACCAAUCUUAAUCUGGCCUGUUGCACAUUCUAGAUGCAUAAAUCCUGCUUGCGUUUGAUGGUGCUUGCUCCCAAAGUAGUGUGUACAGAGGACUGAUUCCUAAGGAGCUAUUUUAGGCCAGUAACCACUGGGGAUGGAAGGCUAAGGAAAGCAGGACCAGUCCUGCGCCCUCCUUGAAUGCUUUUGCCUGGCUGGAGACAUGCACACCCCUUUGUUUUUUUGUGUGUGGCGGUAACAUAGCUUACUAUACAAAGUUAAGAGUCACACCUGUUGCUGCAAACUCUCUUUUCCUCUGACCCCACCUACCACUGGCAUGCAUGGAAGGUUUCACCAUGAGGGAAUGAGAACUGAAAAAUACCCUUUCUUCCUAAGCUAGAUUUGCUUUUUUAAAGCCCACAGCAAUUGUGCAGAUCAAUGCUUAAUACGUUAUUGAAAAUGGAGCCAGCCAACUACAAUUUGGCUUGACUAGACUGCAAUUCAUUCUCCUAUACAUCUCUGGCUUCUGCACGAGUGCAUGGUAGGGGAAAGUGGCAGCAAGAAAAAUGACCGUGGGGGACAAGAAGCCCCGUGUCUAUCAACCCAGUGGAUCUUACUGGAGCAGAGGAGUCUUGCUUUUAAGGGUCUCUGAAAAGCGCUCUGCCUUUCUUGAACUCCGCUUGGUUUCACAGUGCAAAGCCGUAACGCAGCGCCAUGGUCCUCUAUUAAAGUGCAGCGGCCAGAAUUGCAGCUUCUGUGACUGGAAGAUGGCGUGCUAAUGGAUCUUUGGAAAGACAAUAAUGUAAAAUGUAUUAAACCCCUGCCCGCUCAGUGGCAUCAAGGAGUGAAGCAUAUAUUCUCCUUGUGGCAAGAAGGACCUAGGGCACUUAAAAGAGUGUGGAAUUAAAGUAGACAAGGUUCUAAAUAAAAACACUUAAGAUGGCAGGCGGGGAAUCCUUAAAGCAGGGAUGGAGAAGCUCUACAGAUACAGCUGGACUGUAGUUCCCAUCAUUCCUGAUCGAUGGCCAAGCUACAUGGGUGUGAUGGGAGGAGGCUUAACAGCUUCUGGAGGAACCAUCCCUGGCUUUAAAGCGUGUCUCCCUUAAGAGUUGACCUUAAGCCAGGAGUGAGUAGAGGCUGAUCUAGAGCUUCUAGACAGAAAACAUUUCAGAAUCAGUCUAGGCUCAUCCAGCUGUUGUCUCCAGGAUUCAGUUUGUACCUUUCAGCACAAGAUUUCCCAAACUUGGGUCUCCAGCUGUUUUAGGACUACAAAUCCCAUCAUCCCUAGCUAUCAGGACCAGUCAUCAAGGAUGAUGGGAAUCCAGCUGUUUUCGGACUACAGUUCCCAAGUUUGGGAAGCCCUGUGAUCUUUUGGAUGAAGGGCGGUAUGCAAAUUAAUUAAUUAUGCCAUUUCUAUGCUUGUUUCCCUCCUACACACACACACACACACACACACACACACACACACACACACACACACACACAUUGAUUGCUUGGAGAACUUAAUUGCAAAAUUCCAAUUUUGAAGGAUGGUUGUGUUUCUAUUCUUCUAUUGUUCCAGAAAGUACACAUUUGAUAGAUUUUCCUUUAAAUGCAAACUGAAUCAAAUCUCUCCUCCACCCCUAGUCCUCCCUCUCUCAUGGAUAUAUGAAGAUGCCUUAUUGACAAAAAGUGUGAGUUUUAAUGGAGAAAAGUCAGUAUUGCAGGAGAUAUGCCAGCUUCCACAUUUAAUAAGCACAGGGGGUGGGGUGGGGGGAAUUUCACUUUCAAGAAAUCAGUUCCUCUAACCAGAGGCAUUUUCUGUUCCUUUGACAGUUUCUUGGUAGGAAGUUACUUGUAUCGUGCUUUGCAGAGCCCCUGUAGGGGAUAAAGGAUAGACUGGCAUUGAUGAUUGAAUCUCCUCUGUCAAGUUAGAAUCUCCUGGACCUAUGGAUUUUAAUUCCCACAAUGCCUAAAAGGCAUCCAUUUUUAAUAACGGCAAAGAAACCGGUGCCAGAAGGGAUAUAUUUCUUAUUUGUGUUUAUUAGUAUUGAGACUUUCAUGACAGAUGCUGAAAUUGCAUUCCAUUUAAUAUCAAGAGGAGGAACGUUCUGUAACUUAAAAGAGAGCACCUUGCUUUGAGGUGAUCAGCAGAAAGCGAGCUCAUUCAUCUACCAAAUAUGAGUUUCACUGAGGGUAGACAGCUUCUGUUCUCUUCCUCAUGCCUACAAAAGUCAUACCAACACUGGGUUGCCAACUUUUCAAGGCGCCCCUGCAGCUAUGCUUUUAGAGGUGGUUUGAUCUGUGGCAACUGGAAGAGGGUUAAAUCUUAUCUUGAUGUUACUUUUAAAAACCCUUCAUUUGUUAAUUUCUACAGAUCAAAGAACUCCUAGAGGGUGUCUGGGGGUCUGGCUCCACCAACCUGUCAAAGUGGCCUUUGUGGGUAGGGGGGAGGUCAGGGUCUAAGCCACUGACUGGAUC